GGAACAAGGAAGUGCUCUAAGAUAGGGUUAGGGUGAGGAUUAAAGCGCGGAUACCGAAAAUUUGAAUGCGUGUCACCCAGCACGAACUCCUGUGCCUGUUUCUUCACGCAAUCGAUUCUAUCGGCACUUUGCUUCUUAUCCUGGUUAUCUGAGUCUUUACAAGUUAGAUAUAAUGGCCUCUGAACAAGUUGAAGAGGUGACCAAGAAGGUCGCCGACGUCGCGAUCGAGGCACCUGCGGCAGCACCCGCAAAGGCUCCGAAGGCCCCAAAGGCCCCAAAAGCCAAGAAGGCGAAGAAGGAGGCCGCUGAGGGAUCUUCUCCUCUUGAGCUUUCGCCGCCUCCAGAGUUCAUCCCGCACCGAAUCAAGCUCUUUGAGGAGCUGAAGAAAGAGUACGACGCAGAGAUCGCAAGCAAACCUCGCGUUGAUAUUACUAUUACCCUGAAAGAUGGUUCGACCAAGCAAGGCACUGCCUGGGAGACUACGCCCAUGAAGAUUGCGCGCGACAUCAGCAAGUCUCUUGCCGACCGCACAAUUAUCUCGAAGGUGAACAACAUUCUCUGGGAUCUGGAGCGUCCUCUCGAGGAGGAUUCUACGCUCGAGUUCUUCGACUUUGAGUCGGCUGAAGGAAAGCGUGUCUUUUGGCACUCGAGCGCCCAUAUCUUGGGUGAAGCCUCCGAGAGACAUUACGGCUGCCAUCUCUGCAUCGGACCUCCUACUGAUGACGGUUUCUUCUACGAGAUGUCGAUUGACGACCGCGCGGUCUCGCAGGGCGACUUUGGCGCUCUGGAGACGAUUGCGAAGAGUGCGAUCAAGGAGCGUCAGCCGUUCGAGCGUUUGGUUGUUAGCAAGGAGAACUUGCUGAAGAUGUUCAACCACAACAAGUACAAGCAGACGAUUAUUCAGUCGAAGAUUCCCGACGGAACUUCCACCACUGUCUACCGCUGUGGUCCCUUGAUUGACUUGUGCGUCGGUCCCCAUGUGCCAAACACUGGACGGGUCAAGGCUUUCAAGGUUCUCAAGAACUCUUCGUCGUAUUUCCUUGGAAACGCCGAGAAUGACUCUCUGCAGCGAAUCUACGGAGUCAGUUUCCCUGACCCGAAGCAGAUGACUGAGUACCUAAAGUUCUUGGAAGAGGCGGCUAAGCGAGAUCACCGCAAGAUUGGUCGCGACCAGGAUCUGUUCUUCUUCCACGAGUUGUCGCCGGGAAGUUGCUUCUGGCUGCCUCAUGGUACGCGUAUCUACAACAACCUGUUGGAGUUGAUGCGAUCCGAGUAUCGCAAGCGUGGAUACGAAGAAGUCAUCACGCCCAACAUGUUCAACUCCAAGCUGUGGGAGACUUCGGGUCACUGGCAGCACUACAAGGACGAUAUGUUUUCGAUUGCGGUCGAGAAGGAGACGUUUGCUCUUAAGCCGAUGAACUGCCCUAGUCAUUGCUUGAUUUUCAAAUCGCGUGAGCGCUCGUACCGCGAGUUGCCGUGGAGAGUUGCCGAUUUCGGAGUUCUACACCGUAACGAGGCGUCUGGUGCGCUCACGGGACUUACCCGAGUGCGUCGAUUCCAGCAGGACGACACGCAUAUCUUUUGUACGCAGAACCAGAUCGAGGACGAGAUUACUGGUGUGUUUGACUUCUUGAAGCAAAUCUACGGUAUCUUUGGCUUCACUUUCAAGCUCGAGCUCUCGACUCGGCCGGAGAAGUACCUCGGAAAGCUCGAGACAUGGGAUGAUGCGGAGAAGAAGCUGAGCAACGCGCUUGACAAGUUUGGCGAGCCCUGGGAGCUCAACCCGGGUGAUGGUGCGUUCUACGGACCGAAGAUCGAUAUCACGAUCUCUGACGCGCUUCGUCGUCAAUACCAGUGCGCUACGAUUCAGCUCGACUACCAGCUCCCGGAGCGGUUUGAGCUGGAGUACCAUGUUGCCACGUCGGAGGAGAAGGAGACUAAGGACGGCGAGAAGGCGCAGUACGCGCGGCCGGUGAUGAUCCACCGUGCUAUUUUGGGCAGUGUGGAGCGUAUGACUGCGAUAUUGACAGAGCACUUUGGCGGCAAGUGGCCGUUCUGGCUGUCUCCCAGACAGGUGUUGGUGAUCCCGGUCGGAGUGCGCUACAACGACUACGCGGAGGAGGUGCGGAAGGUGCUGUUUGACGCGGGCUUGUAUGCGGACACUGAUGUGAGCGGAAACACGCUGAUGAAGAAGGUUCGCAACGGCCAGCUGCAGCAGUACAACUUCAUCCUGAUUGUGGGCGAGCAGGAGCAGACGGCGCGGGCGGUGAACGUGCGCAACCGCGACGACCAGUCGACGCAGGCGAAGGGCGACAUGAUUGAGCUGGACGAUGUGGUGAAGCGGUUUGUUGCGCUGAAGGAGAGUCGCCAGCUGGAGAACCGCAUCUGAGCGGUUUGCCUUUUCAAUCAACCAUCUGUCGAAGUAGGCGGAUAGUAAAGUAAUAAUAGGUAACAGUGACGUAAUAUUACAAAUCCAUUACAU
Messenger RNA from Myxozyma melibiosi, 2482 nucleotides. Its product is annotated as threonyl-tRNA synthetase. The coding region runs from base 173 to 2389 and encodes 738 amino acids. Gene Ontology annotation, molecular function: threonine-tRNA ligase activity; ATP binding. Gene Ontology annotation, cellular component: cytoplasm. Gene Ontology annotation, biological process: threonyl-tRNA aminoacylation. The transcript is spliced from 3 exons. The record is from RefSeq and is a predicted model, not a curated record. Lineage: Eukaryota; Fungi; Ascomycota; Lipomycetes; Lipomycetales; Lipomycetaceae.